This is a messenger RNA of Propithecus coquereli (Coquerel's sifaka), 1492 nucleotides long. RefSeq names its product GATS protein-like 2 (gene CASTOR2). The transcript has 9 exons. The coding region runs from base 275 to 1264 and encodes 329 amino acids. Gene Ontology annotation, biological process: negative regulation of TORC1 signaling; cellular response to L-arginine. NCBI's taxonomy places the organism in Eukaryota, Metazoa, Chordata, Mammalia, Primates, Indriidae. The record is from RefSeq and is a predicted model, not a curated record. Gene Ontology annotation, cellular component: cytosol.
CAGCUGCUCCCCGCGCCCGGCGCCGCGCGCCGCCGCUCCGCUGCCCGGCCGCUCGGCUGCUCCGCCGGCGCCGCCGCCUCGCCCGCCGCGGCCCCUCGCAACUUGGCUGGCCUCGCCUUUGUCCGGCCCGGCCCGGCCGCCGCCUCCCGCCCGGCGCCGAGCUCCCGGUCCCCGGGCCGGCUGCCCGUGGCGGCUCGGAGCCGGCUGGGCGCGGAGGGGGCGGGGGCCGCGGCUCGCCCCCCGCCGAUGAGCCGCCGCGGAGCGCGGGCGGACGAUGGAACUCCACAUCCUGGAGCACCGGCUGCAAGUUGCCAGCGUCGCCAAGGAGAGUAUCCCGCUCUUCACCUACGGCCUGAUCAAACUUGCCUUCCUGUCCUCCAAGACCAGGUGCAAGUUCUUCAGUCUGACUGAGACGCCAGAGGAUUACACCAUCAUCGUCGAUGAGGAGGGAUUCCUAGAGCUACCCUCCUCGGAGCACCUGAGCGUGGCAGAUGCCACGUGGCUGGCCCUGAACGUGGUGUCGGGCGGUGGCAGCUUCUCCAGCUCCCAGCCCAUUGGCGUGACCAAGAUCGCCAAGUCGGUCAUCGCCCCGCUGGCCGACCAGAACAUCUCGGUGUUCAUGCUGUCCACGUACCAGACGGACUUCAUCCUGGUGCGCGAGCGGGACCUGCCUUUCGUCACCCACACCUUGUCGUCAGAGUUCACCAUCCUGCGGGUUGUCAAUGGCGAGACCGUGGCAGCCGAGAACCUCGGCAUCACCAACGGCUUCGUGAAGCCCAAGAUGGUCCAGAGGCCGGUCAUCCACCCGCUCUCCAGCCCGAGCAACAGGUUCUGUGUCACCAGCCUGGACCCUGACACGCUGCCUACUGUUGCCACGCUCCUCAUGGACGUCAUGUUCUACUCCAACGGAGUGAAGGACCCCAUGGCUGCCGGCGACGACUGCGGCCACAUCCGCUUCUUCUCCUUCUCCCUCAUCGAGGGCUACAUCUCCCUGGUGAUGGACGUGCAGACCCAGCAGAGGUUUCCUAGUAACUUGCUGUUCACGAGCGCAUCUGGAGAGCUCUGGAAGAUGGUGCGGAUUGGAGGACAGCCCCUGGGAUUUGACGAGUGUGGCAUCGUGGCCCAGAUCUCCGAGCCCUUGGCUGCUGCAGACAUCCCCGCCUACUACAUCAGUACUUUCAAGUUCGACCACGCACUGGUGCCAGAGGAGAAUAUCAGCGGCGUCAUCAGUGCCCUGAAGGUCAGUCAGGCAGAGGAACACUAGAGGGCCUCUUCUGCUGCCCCUGCCGCUGCCCGGCCUGGGCCCGGCCCCUGCCCCGAAGCUUGUUCUUGCAGUAUUUCUCCACAGACUGGAAAAUCGGCCCGGGGACCCCCAAGGAAGGGGCCUCUGGGAGACCCCCCAAUUGCCAACCCCUCCAGGCCUGGGGCCCAAGCCAAGGCCUCCCCAUGCCCUCUUGCCUUCCCAGAGCCCCCAGACCCCCCGGAGAACGAC